AUGACUAGGGUAGUAGCCACGGUUCAACCCUGGUCGCAUGCCAUCGAAUCGGUGGCCAGAAUCGGUCGCCAUUGGAUUCGUCUCGACCACUACUCAGCGACACGAGUGCAGCGCAUCGCUAGCGACCACUUUGAAUCAUUCUUUUCGUCCUACUCAUCCUCCCCUAGCUGCAACGAGGCCUAUCUGUGCUUCGAGAGCACAGAGACACGAAAUGCCUGGAUUACUGCGAUUAGAGCCGCCUUAGAUGCGGAAAAAGCGCGUCUGAGCCUCAGUUAUUCAGUUUCUGAUGCUACUGAUGCCACCACUGGCAACGCAAAUGGUGCUGCGAUGACUUUAGAAGUGUCUGGGUGUCGAAAGUGGAGCUUUGAUGCACGGCCUUUGGACAGAGACUUAGUACGAAGUUCUCUCCAACGUUUUUCUCAAGAAAACGAACUAUUCGUCAGUCACCAGCGGCGACAAAAUCGUCUUAACCUCCUGUCAGUUUGUCCUGAUCUUCAAAUCCCCUACAACAACCAGCUGCCAAGCGAGUACGUACGUCGUCGACAGCAGACAGCUGAUCUGUUGGAGAGCGUUGAGAACUCGACUUUGGAGGAGUCGCCGAGUGUGCAAAAACUGCUGCCGCAGUGCGCAUGUAGCGAGAGUAAACGACAUUUCUUGGUCACAUGCCUCUCUCUCAAGACAGGACUUCGUGCCUCCAUUGAAGAUGCUACUGGAGCCUGGGAAAUUGAUAAUCCGGAACCGUUUUUUGUCUCCUUCUUCCUUGCCAGCACAGCUGACAGUGGUACCCGUCUAUCCGAAGAUUUCUGUUGGAAUCCCAACUCCCCUUUAGUUGAGGCCAUGUUCUCUCCAGAGGUCUUCCGUCGUCUGCCUUGGCACACUGCCGACACCAUUCCCUUUAUCCAUCACCAGCCUGUUAGUCACCAGCCAGGAGGGAAAACAAUGGCUCCCCCUCCACCUGUACCCCUCAAUCCGCAUGGUUCACUCACUCCUAUGCCCUCAAAGCUGGCCAAGUGUCGAUCCGCGCUUCUCUCACUUGAUCCGGCCAUCCGUGCAAACCACCUCUUCCUUGUAUUCCGUGUGGAUAAAGUACUUGUGGGCGGAAUUAGCCAGGCCGCUGAGAAGUACAUGAAAGCCGCGAGUGGUGGCAUGGACGCAGGAAACGCACCUACCUCAAGUGACCUCAAGUCAGGCGCCGUGCUGCAUAAAUCUAUGCAGUCCUACUCCAAACUCCUCGGUCGCUAUCGAAUGCCCUUCGCAUGGGGCGCCAGGUGGUUGUUCUCGAAAGAGACACAAGUACCUCUGUUCAAAAUGGAUUCCUCUAAGGUUUCCGAACCCUCCCUCCUUCAGUCGGUCCGCCAGCUCGCUCGACUUCUGACCCUCUCCAAGGAAACCUCUUCGGCUGAGGCGAUGAUGGGGACAAGGAAAACGGAGCUGGUCUUGUCACUGACUCCAGCGGUGCUGGAAACCCUGGAAAAAUCGAUAAAAGCUGAGGUGUUACCAAUACAACUCCAUGUGGCAGUGAAUGAAGUCUCGAAUGAAGUUGUCUCUCAAUAUUUGGUCGGUCUAGUGACCUCACAACUGGAGGCAGCACAUUCAAAGCAGAGGAUAGGCGAUGGUGGUAAGAUGCAGAAAGUGGGGCCCAUUAACCUUCUUCAUGUCAACGACUUUUCUCCUGAGGAGGUGGUGAAGGAGGUAGAGGUGUUCGUCACGCGAAAGGUGCGUGUGAUUGCAGGAAAAAAUUCGUAUGGAGCGUUCGAUCCAGUUUUAUUCGACGGUAGCAGCGGCUACAACAACGCACGCAGCAGUUUCCUCCUCUUCGGUGACAACAAACGCAACUCCAUGUCCUCCCUUCGCUCUGAGGUAUCGACUACUUCCACAUCCUCCGCACUAUCGAACGGUUCCACUGCCAAUGGCACCGGCACCGAUUCGGGGUCUGCCAGUCGCUUCCUCCGAUUCUCCGCUGUACUCGCUAAGGCUGCCUCUCUUGAGCUCAGCAGUCUCGUCAGUGGUGUGACUCACGACGGGGCUGGUGCGGAAGGAGUGGUGGGUGCUGCGGCGUCGGCAGCGGCUGCCGCUGCAGUUGAGGAAGCGGGGACUCUGUUCAAUCAGCCCCCCCUCUCACUGGUUGAUCCCUAUCGCAGCUUCGUGCACACUCUCUACAUAUAUCCACAAGCUCUCAACAUGGCUAUUAAACAUUCCUUUGGGAGGGCACGGAAUUUGUGCUGCUUUAUGGAAAUGCGAGAGAGCGAUGCAGUAGACGCGAAACCAUUGAAGGUCUUCUACACCCGUCCUUCCCUAAUUCAACCGGCCUUCGACACAUGGUUCAACACUACUGUGCUGCAUCACGACUCCUCGCCCACCUUCCUUGAUGAGGCAAGUCAUAAAGCGAAAGUGUGUCUUCCGAUAGUGCUGACACGACGGCAUCACCUUCUCUUCCGUUUUUAUCAUGUUCGCUGCGAUCUGGCUACUAAUUCAACUGAAAAGACUUCCUCCACAAAGAAGGCUCUUGAAUCCUCCACUGGCUUUGCUUGGCUUCCCGUACUUAACGAAGAUGGCAGCCUCGUCUCUGGUACUAUCUCGCUCCCCAUCUCCCAGGAUCUUCCCAAUGGGUAUCUUGAUGCAACAGCUAAGUCCACCCGUCGUCCGAUGUCUAAUCACCAGUCAUCUUCGUCCACGAUGGGUAAUGACGUGCGUUUAAGCUCUACCACCUUUGGAAUCGAGCCAGCAUGGCUGGACAACAAGCGACCCCUUUUCACCCUUGCCCUCGAGCCCGUCUCCACAAUGUAUAGCCUGGACGCAAAGUUGGUGUCCUUCUUCGACACGUGUGCCUACAAACUUGCCGUCUACACGGUGCCCGUUGCUACUGAUGCUGUUGCUCCGGUAGGAACAAGGAGUGUUCGUUUCACUACCGACGAUAAGUCGUCCAUCCCCUCACGAUCCCUAUUCCCCUCUGUUGCCAUCUCCCGAAUAAACACCACCACGGGCAAAUUACUGAGCAAUGCUAUUAAAUCGCUCCUGUUGGUGGAGUGCCAUGCAUUGGUUCAGUUUUUUCCCGCACUGGCCAACCAGAUUCUCGAGGUACUGCUGGUCAGCUCUGCAAUGAGUCAAUUGGAGACGAGUACGGCGUCGGUAACAGGAGAUGCUGGCCAGUGGUUGGCGCUUUGCCAGGAUAUGAUUCCUGGUGGGGUGUGCGAUCUUGCCAAAACUGCUGUGGGAACCUUUUCGUUGAUUCUGUGCAUCAUCGAGGAUGCUCUUUCGGGCUCUACCACCACCUUCUCUCCCUCCGCGUCCCUCUUCUCAAAGUCAACCCAAAACUUCACGACAAGACCCGUCUUGUUGAAGAAUUUCCUUGAAUUUUCACUGGACCCCAGCACCCUCUGUUCCUCGGCCUCCGACAUCUACAAACUCCCCACCGCUGGUUCCUGUGCCCACUUUCUCCACCACGCCGUGGUGCGUGGAAUGAUAGCCCUCAUGGUGGAUCCCUCUUGUCCCUCUGAGAUUGCGCACAAAUUCUUUGUUAACGCGUGGUUUUUCUUCAAAGUGAUUAUUAAGUCGUUGGCUCAACACCUCAGCUCCUCCAGUCGAUACAAGUUUGAGCGCAAGGAAUGGGGGCGCUUGUCCGUUGCAUUCAAGACUGAUCUGACGGUCCUUUUACGACUUGUUGGCAAAUGGAUGGUGGAGAUGUGUGCAGAACGCGAUGAAGGGGCUUCAGAAGGCGGUCCUUCCGAUACUGGUUCAACCCGUAGUAGUCAGUCGUCCUCUGUACCGGGUGGUGGUUGUGGUGUCUAUGAUACCCAAGUGGUGGAGACCUCCAACACGCAUUCAAAGGUUGCUAAAACGUUGGGUGCGGAACUGGCUGAUAGUACUGCCGAUUUCCUGGAAAAAUUGCUUCUUCUCAUUGAUCGGGGUUUUGUGCUGCAGCGGUUGAGGGAUUUGCUAACAGUUUUGGAGAUUAGACACAACAUGUCUCCCAUUGAGGUGGAUAAUUUCAACUGUCUUCGCUACCGUCUGUUACAGCGAUUUUCAGAGACCCAGUUCUUUGUCCAGAUCAAUUUGCCUUCACUCAGUCCUCACCUUUCAGAUCGCCGAGAGGAAUUAACUCUAAGUGAACGUUUCUGUAAGGAGCACUUUGUGGUGGGCUUGAGUCUGCAGCAGGUGGCUUGCGUGCUGGCCGGCUGUGCAGACGCGGGAGGUGCAGUCUCCACUCGGAGUUUGCGUCAACCCCUCCUUCUCCUCCUUGCUCAACUCGCUAAGGUGACUUUUGACCCACGCUACGCCACCUCGCGUCGACUGCUCUCGCGCAUUUACAUGCUCUAUCUGCCGCUGGUGAAAAUCGCUCUGGAGAAUAUCAAUGCGCUAGGACCGCCUGGUCUUCAAUUGCGCGAGCUAGAAAAGGUGAGUAGUCAUGGUGUCAGUUCAUUGGGUGAUGCCACCGGUUGUGAUUCACAGUAUCGACUCAAGUCGCGAACGUCGCACAAGCUGCGAAAGCUUCACGGCCACAAUCACAACAGCGGCCAUCAGCAGCCACGACAGACGAACAAGAAGGCCCCGAUAGCGCGUCCAAGCAAUAUGACUACGCUGUCUGAUGGUAGUAUAAGCUCCCUCUCUUGUCCCACUACGUCGGCAUCCAAUUCGUCUAAUUCUUCUUCGGAGCGAAGAUCGAAUGCCUCUUCCAUUUCUUCCUCCUCCUCCACUUUCAUCGGUCCUGAUGGAAAGGUGGCACCGGAGGUACUAAAACAGAUCGCUGGAUUUAAUAAAGGUGGUUCGCUACAGUAUGUGGCACCACGUAGGCGUCUGCCAAACGAAAUAUCAACAACGAUAGCAGCUAAGGCAAAGUUUGGAAGCACAGCGACUCUCACGGAGGGCGGCAGUGGCUGUGUCAACAAAGACGAAGAUGAGGAUUCGGAAAUUGGAAGGGUGGACUCCUCCAAUCACUACUGGUACGCAAAUGAUGGCGGCGACAAUGGUGGUGGGGAUAGCAAUGGUGACUACAACUCCGAUAUUGACGAAAAUGACGAUGAGUGGCCAGAACGAGUGCUUGAAAUGGCGGGCGUCUUGCCCUCGGAAAAGGUCGAUGUCGCCGAUAGUCAAUCGCGCCCUCCGCCACCCUCCAUUGUACACGAUGCCAAAACAGGACAACGGCCUCCUCAGGUACCUCAAUCCUCAGCAGGACCACCUCCGCUACCACCAUCUUCGUCAUCGUCCUCCUCAAAAGUGGGAUUCCAGACUGAACCAACGCAGUUCGAGUACACAUUUCGUCGGCACAUACACCGCCAUCCUCAUGUACAUCAGUUGCCCCCUCAACACCACCUCAACGACAAGUGCCAACGCGACCUCUACAUUUGUCUCCUCCAACUCCUGGCCAACCUGGCCGAGGAACCUGUCGUUGCGUUGCUGCGCAGUCUGUCCGAAACUGAACGUGCCGACUUCCUCAAACUCCUUACGUUCGCUAUCCAGCACUUGAAAUAUCGCGGACGAAAGUGCAUCGCCAGGUUUAAUACAAUUAGUACUAGCUCAGUCACCCAGCGUGGAACAUUGGGUUCACCGCCAAAAUCUGCCACUUUGGAUAGUGAAUAUCGUGUGCUGUUGGAAGCGAAUAUGGCCACCGAGGCCGGUCUUAUUGUUCUGGAUGUUCUCAACCUAAUGAGCAACACUUUUCGAAGGGACUUAGAGACAGGAAAGCCCUCCAAUCCUGUCUUCCAAGGUAUACUUGACGUCUAUGUCUGUCUCCUCUCGACUGGCCAAUCGGAGCGCCUACUCAAGCACACCUUCGCUUCGCUUCGCGUCUUUAUCUCGCGUUUCGCCAAGGUGCUCUUCUCAGAGACUACGGAGGCACUGGCGCGGAUCUGCAUGGCGGGGUUGCGUACCUCAAACCUCAAUCUCCUACCCUGCACCGACGAAGAAGGGGGUCAAUCGCCUACCGCUCUUACCCCUGUCGUCGGCACCUCUGCCAUCACCCUGUCGUCGCACAGUAGUCGUUGCACUUUUGAUCAAGCCAGCGCAGUCCAUGUGGACAUUCUUCGACUGGAGGCUUGUGGUCUCAUCUACCACAUGUGGCGGACCAGUUUUGAAGCCUUUGAAUCGAAAGGAUUCAAGAGGGUGCAUUUGCAGUUGAUCAUCUCCCUCUCCAAACUGGUCGGUGACAUCGGUCCAGAGUUCGAAGCAAGUUUGAGUCUUCUUCACAGCCUCGCAGAGAUGGACAUCCAGCGCGGCGGUAACGGUAGUGGCAUCGAAUCAACUUACGCCCGGUCGAUAAGUCAAGGUGCCUUGCUGCAGGCCCCGCUCUGCGGUCCAACUGCUAAUGUAUUCAUGGAGGGCAUUGAGGAUCUCAUCAAGCGUAUUCGUACCGUACUCACUGCCACUGAAGAGAUGCGCCGGUAUGGUAAUGAUCUCUAUCGUAAAAUCGACCUCCAGUACUCCCUAGCCAAGUCGUAUGCCAGCAAUCCUGUCCUUCGACGGACGUGGCUAGAAAAGUUGGCUGAGUUGCAUUUGGCCUCAAAGAAUAUGGCUGAGGUGGCUAUGGCCAAGCUGCACAUUGCUGCUCUCAUGGCUGACUACCUUAACAGGAGGGGUGAAUUUCCCAAAGGCUGUGAUGCCUUCUGCAAGGUUUCAGCGAAUAUUCGACUGGAAGAAGGCUCGCUACUCUGUGAUCCGGCAAUUAUUGAACUUUCCUACAACCAGGAGGAUCUGCUGCGCGACGUGGCAGACGCGGCAACAGCGUUGGAGGCAGCAGGCUUGUUUGAGGCCCUGCAACCUGUUUAUGCCCUUGUCACGCCGGUGUACGAGACACGACGGGACUAUACGGCGCUGGCGCGCAUCUACCAUCAUCUCGGCCGUGCAUACGAGAAUACGGCACGCGCUGAAGCUUCUGGGCAGCGUCUGUUUGCCUCCUACUUCCGAGUCACCUUCUUCGGGAAAAGUUUUGAAAGUCUUGCGGGAAAGUCCUAUAUCUAUCGAACGGAGGCAUGGCAAAAUAUCAAUGUGUUUCUGCAGAAUCAAGUCCGAAUCCAUGAAGAACGUCUUGGUGUUGGACACGUGGAAAAGCUGACCGAAAAUCACAUCGAUCCCUCCAGGCUCUCGCCUGGGAAGGCCUACAUUCAGGUUACUUUCGUGGAACCGUAUAUGCCUACAGACAUCACCACUCACCGCACCUCCUUUGACCUUCACCACGAUGUCCGCGACUUCUUUUUUGAAACGCCCUUCAUCAUGCAACCAGGCAUGUCUACAGACGCGUGUCUCCUGUCUUCCGGACCGAAGCGGACGGACGAUCUGACCGCGCAGUGGAAACGACGCACGAUACUGACUACGGAAGCGGUAUUUCCACAUCUUCGCUCGCGUCUGGGAAUUGUCUCCAGCCGCGAUAUCGAUCUGUCCCCUCUGGACGCUGCAAUCGACGCGAUUCAAGUUAAAGUGCGAGAACUGACCGCCCACAUUCCGUGUGCGCCUCAGGAAAGUGCUAACGUUUCAGCUCUUCAUCUUUCGACGACAAAGAAUCAACGAGGAGUAUGCGUAACUACUGGUGCAUCUCCAGUGGGUGACAUCGGUGAAAGCUGGGUAGAGACAACCGCCAAGGGGGAAUGCAGAGUGCCCCUAUUGCUUGAUAUGCAGUUGCAGGGUGCUCUGCUGCCCACUGUAAAUCAGGGACCGAUGGCCUACGCGCAUUCUUUUCUCGCUUCCUCACGGUCCCAACUGCACCCACCAGAGAAGAUUAGUCGACUCAAACGCCUCUUCUUUGAUUUCCUCACCGUCUGUCUGGUGCUUCUAACACGGUACCGAUCGGUAAUGCUGCGCGUGCACCCGGAAAAGUAUAAUGCAAUGCAUGAUGCCUUUGACCGAUAUCGAGUGGAUUUGAGUAACCUUCUUAACGAAGAGGUGGUGGUGGAUGAGAUGCGUCUCCAGGUUGGUCCCAAGUCUCAAUUCACUUGGGCGUCGUUGACAUAA
Molecule: messenger RNA, 7941 nt
Organism: Echinococcus granulosus
Lineage: Eukaryota; Metazoa; Platyhelminthes; Cestoda; Cyclophyllidea; Taeniidae
Product: Dedicator of cytokinesis protein
Exons: 36
Coding region: 1-7941 (2646 amino acids)
Biological process (GO): small GTPase-mediated signal transduction; positive regulation of GTPase activity
Molecular function (GO): guanyl-nucleotide exchange factor activity
Source: RefSeq, a predicted model, not a curated record